Molecule: messenger RNA, 2172 nt
Organism: Belonocnema kinseyi
Lineage: Eukaryota; Metazoa; Arthropoda; Insecta; Hymenoptera; Cynipidae
Gene: Ssu72
Product: RNA polymerase II subunit A C-terminal domain phosphatase SSU72
Exons: 4
Coding region: 239-826 (195 amino acids)
Biological process (GO): termination of RNA polymerase II transcription
Cellular component (GO): mRNA cleavage and polyadenylation specificity factor complex; nucleus
Molecular function (GO): RNA polymerase II CTD heptapeptide repeat phosphatase activity
Source: RefSeq, a predicted model, not a curated record
GUCUGGCGUCUAUAACAGUCUUAUAACGGGGCAAGAAUCGAAAUAGGGAAAGGACGGUUGUGACGGUUAAUUUAUUACUUUUUGUAAUCGUAUUUGCGUGUUUCAGGUUUUGGUAAAAUCUUGUUCAUCGUUAUCUCCUAGUAGAGCCUGCGAAACAGUUUUGAGCACAACUUGAUAAUUUAUCAGUUUUCAGGCUAAUCGCGAUUUUUUUAUUCACUUUUUUUGACAAAUAAAAAUCAUGCCUGUGCCUAACUCAAUCAACGUUGCGGUUAUUUGUUCAAGUAACAUGAACAGAAGCAUGGAAGCACAUGCUUUUUUAAGUAAAAAGGGAUUCAACGUUCAGUCUUUUGGAACAGGAGAUAAGGUCAAACUGCCAGGAAAUGCUCCGGAUCGUCCAAACGUUUACGACUUUGGAACAUCUUACGAAGAAAUUUACAAUGACUUACUAACGAAAGACAAACAAUAUUAUACGCAAAAUGGCCUGCUGCACAUGCUAGACAGAAAUCGUCGGAUAAAGCCAAGACCGGAAAGGUUUCAAGCUUCCAAGGAUAAAUUUGAUAUUCUAAUCACCUGCGAAGAAAGAGUUUACGACCAAGUUAUCGAAUGUAUGGAAUCGAGAAGCCCUGAGGACAAUCAACCUGUUCAUUUGAUCAAUAUCGACAUCCAGGAUAAUCACGAGGAAGCCACCGUGGGAUCUUUCCUCAUCUGCGAACUCGUUACUGUGCUGGCAAGCAGUGACGAUUUGGACAACGACAUAGAUGAGCUUCUUCACGAAUUUGAAUCGAAGUUCGCGCGAACGAUACUUCACACUCUGCUGUUUUAUUGAAGACUUGAAAAGAGAAUUUACAUUUUAAUUUUAGAGCAAACACUACUCGGUUCCAAAAAAGGGACGUUACUCAAAACUCGAUAUUGUAAGCUCGAUCUGUGCUUCCUAUGUAACCGAUCAUGGAUCGCUAUUGUAAUGACUGAAUUAGACUUUUUUCGAUUUUUUUUUUCAUUUCUCAAACUCGUCUCACACUAGCUGCAUCAGUAUUAAAAAAUUGUCAAUAGUAAACUACAAUCAUGUCAAUAAGUGAUCGAUGAGUGUUUAGAACUUCAUUAUAAAUAGGUAAACUCGACGUCCCUAUUAUGGUAAAAAAUCAUUAUUUUUAUAGAGUUGAAAUAAUUUUUUUAAACAUAUAAUGGGUUUUUCGCAAAAUAGGUGAUACGUUCGGGAGGAAAGGGGGUUUAUUUCACAGAACGAUUCUCAAUGUUAAGAGCAAUCGAAAAACAUUACGAGAGGUAUGUUCAAUUGUUCAUAGUAUCUAUAAAAUAUCACGUAUUUUGGGAAUUGCCCUUGAAGAAUGUAUGAGAGAUGAGUUCGAGAAACGACUGAUAGUUUACAAGUUUACAUUACACUCAAGGACAAGUGAAACGGUGUCGCUGCGACUUUGCAUAAAACUUAGAAAUAAUAUUGUCUUUAUAACUUAAACAAUUAAACAAAAAUCGUGAAAAAGGAAUGCAGUUGGUUUCACAGGCGGAAAUGAUAGCAAGCAGUAGUAAUAUACAAAACAUUUUAAUAAUUACAGUAUGUACAUAUAUAUACGUAUUUCGAUCAAUUUAUGUAUAUUUAUAUAUAUGUAUGUAUUUUUUUAUUGAUAGGCAACAGAACAAAUAUCCAGUUUCAGAUGCUGAAACAAAAGCCUUUUUCAAGAGAAUUUUCUCUUCUGCGUAGACUUAAGGAGAAAAAUUUCUUAAACAGAAGACUUGAUAGCAAGAGAAUUUUUCUUGGAAAAAAUGGCUUUAAUUUAUUAGGAAAAUUUAUUAGGAUACCGAUGUGUAGAGGGUCGAGAGAUAACAGACGCAUCAACUUAAUGUUGAUCAAGGUGAGCGUACAAUCGUCUCGACUUCUCGCGUUUCUUCUUGUUAGAAUGUUUAUUAAUUUUCUUCCAUGGCUUAUCCAAACUGUGGAUUGAUCCCAGGUCGCUGAAACAUAGAUUAUUUUCGUAAUUAUUGGCGAGGUGCAUUCCUUGAGAAAGCUGUGUAUAUAGAAUAACUAAAUGGAACAACGGACGUAGUUUGCACGAUCUACGAAUCAUGCAUGUGCGCAUAAUGUAAGAAUGGGUAACAGACUGUAAAGAUGGAAGACAGAAUAGUCGUUAUUUCGUAAUAAAAGGGUAUAUACAUUUUAAA